Molecule: messenger RNA, 532 nt
Organism: Prunus mume (Japanese apricot)
Lineage: Eukaryota; Viridiplantae; Streptophyta; Magnoliopsida; Rosales; Rosaceae
Cellular component (GO): respiratory chain complex I
Source: RefSeq, a predicted model, not a curated record
UUGGAUUCGACCCGUUUUCAGUAACGGAAAGUCCUGCCAGUGGUCCUACUCUCUCGCCUGAAACCUAAAACGGAGAUUGGAAGAAGUGAAAGAGAAGGUUAACGAUGGUGAAGGUAGCAACCUACUUUGCUAUGACUUUGGGAGCUUUUGUGUUCUGGCAAUCCAUGGAUAAAGUCCACGUCUGGAUCGCUCUCCAUCAGGACGAAAAGCAAGAAAGACUGGAAAGGGAAUUGGAAAUUAAGAGGGUUAGAGAAGAGCUGCUGCAGCAAGCCAAACAAAGGGAGACUCAAGCAUGAUCUACUCGAUUGAUUUUCUUGUACCCUGGUUUCCCUUUGUUUCCUCUACUUCUGAUUUUGUUUGAGCGUAGCUCUUUUGAACAGUCUCAUGGUUCUGGAAUAAUUUAACUUGGCGUUCAUGGGAUAGCUAAGUUUUGUCGUAUGAAUGACUUUGUGUAAGAUUUCGAAAAUGAUAUCAUAUUUUUCAAUGUUAUAGUGACGCUUUGAAAUGUUAAUUACCGUAUGUUCAGGCACAA